Molecule: messenger RNA, 16814 nt
Organism: Oncorhynchus masou masou (cherry salmon)
Lineage: Eukaryota; Metazoa; Chordata; Actinopteri; Salmoniformes; Salmonidae
Product: E3 ubiquitin-protein ligase rnf213-alpha-like
Biological process (GO): sprouting angiogenesis; negative regulation of non-canonical Wnt signaling pathway; ubiquitin-dependent protein catabolic process
Cellular component (GO): nucleolus; cytosol; membrane
Molecular function (GO): ATP binding; ubiquitin-protein transferase activity; metal ion binding
Source: RefSeq, a predicted model, not a curated record
CAGUUACAGGGAAAGGAAAGUAGGCGUGUAGUUCUCGUCACCUUGUCUCCGGAAAACGAAACUUAUUCGAAUGUAUUGGUAUGUAUUCAGCACAGAUUGUUCAGUACGGACUACGCAGACACUGAUAUGGCAGCUAAAUGAGUCGGUAAACCGAUAGGGUUCAUCAUGAAGAAGUGCCCUGCUUGUGGUCACAUGCUGGCAGAAUCUUUUAAAUUCUGCUGUGACUGUGGAUUUAAGUUACCUGUCCAAUCCCAAGUUUGCACCUCAGGUAACCUCCAGGUAACCACUGCAGAGCAUUACACCUCUGCGGUCAGUGAAGCAGAGCCUCAGCAUGAGAAUGAGCCACUGACAUUGUCCGCGAACAAAACUGACACACCUCUAAAACACUCCAGGGAUGAUCCAACGGGCAAGGUCAAGAAAAAGAGUGAAGACUCCCUCAGCAACACAGAGCUGACAACAGACACACAUCAGGAAGAGGAGACGUCUGGGAGUGAGAGCUGUGCAGCGGUUGAUGUUCCCCCUACAGGAACUCCACCUAAGAACACUGCCACUCCAACCGUACCCUCCAAACUUCCAACCUCUCUUAUCCCAUCCCCAUAUCAGACAACCACGGAAGACCAACCCGAGGGUCCAUCAAAGGUAAAUGAAAGUGAACCGCUGGACGAGUCAAACACAAGCCAAACCCAACCUAGUUCAGUAAAACAAGACUUGCCUGAGAAGACUGCCUCAUCCACACAUGAGACAACAGAUCAGAACACAGGACCUGCCUCAGUCCCAACUCAACCAGUAAGACAGCUGUCAUAUAAAGAAGCUUUGAUGGGAGAAACCACAGAGACAAGAACAGUAAAGAGGAAGCAGAGCGUGGAGAAUCAAGACAAGAGGCUUCCAAGCAAACAUAAGGAACCAGAGAAGCAGAGUGAUUAUGGUGGUGGUGAUGCUUCUAAGUCAUCUACUGCUGAUUCCCCACCUGCAAAGGAAGAUAGUCCACCAAACCACAGCAAUGACGAAGACUUCCAGCAGGUGGAAUCCCCCAAAAAUAAGGACAAGCAAAAAAAGCCAACCCAAAUGAGCCCUGAAGGGAGCAAGGAAGCUGGAGUCAUGAAUGAACAACAGACAUCCAGUAACCAGAGUGACAAGUGUACCAAGGAUGAAGCAAACUCACAGCCGUGUGUUGACCAAUCCCAAGUAUCAACUGAUGACCCAACAGAUAAGUCAAACACAAGCCAAGAAGAAACAAAGAACGAAAACACAGAAAAGCAGUCACAGCCUCCCCAAUUCCCAACUGAUGUGCAUCAUGUUUCUGGUAAGGAUAACCUUACCAUUUAUUUUCACGCUGUUGUAUCCAAGCAUUUCAAGUUGGACCCAUCAAAAGACAGCGUUUUUUUGAGAUCGGGAAGUCUUUUUGAGACCUGGAAUACAAAUGGUUUGAAAAUGGAAAUCACAAGGAAUUUAGGAGAGAAUGGAUUUCUUGUUGAAGGACGAAUGGUGACUCCUAAAAAAAAUGUUGGUGUCUCCAUACCUUACAAGUAUGUUGUCUGCAAGAGAAAAGACAACUCAUAUGAGUAUAAAUAUGAGCACAUCUACCUAAAGGAUGCAAAGCAACAUGUCAACAGGUGCCUGUUCGUCAAAGAGGAUCUUUUGACACAUGACGGGGAGUGGCACCAAUAUGAUGAUAUCAUACGCAUAGAACCUGACCAAAGUUGGAUAUCACGCUUCAUAAACAAGCUUGCAUGGUGGAAUGACUACAAGGAAAAGGUAGUGAUGGGCAGACAGCUGGCUGGAAAGAUGAUGCUGGAAAACAUGUUUAAUCUCCUUCAAACAUGGAGUGACGUGAACAUUAGGAACUUCUUUACUCAACUCCAGCAGUUCUUCACCAAUUACAAAUCCCCCUUCCUCCAUAUGGAUGCUCCAAAGAAAUGGGAUCUGCCGUAUGGAGAAGAACAGGUGAAAACCCUUUUGAAAGAGUUCAUGCAGCAAGCUUUAGAUGGUGGGAACCAAAAGGGGAAUGAGAAGCGUGAGGAUUUUUUCUCUGAUCCUCUAAAAUUAGGAGUUAUUAUCCUGGUUGUCCACAUCAAUUACAGUUUAGAUUUCAGUGGACAUAUUUCUAAACUGUGUGAGUUACUCUGCCUGCCUAAAAAGCCAAGAGAAGUUUUCCUUGCAUACUGGACAGAUUUCAAACAAGGGCUACCAGGUGACAUCAGAGUUUCGGAGGCAAUUGAGACUCUAUUCAACGUUGCAAGAAAACAUGGAGUUGAAAAGUGGAUCUUGGUUAUCCCCCUCCUGCAUCUGUUUAGAGGGGACAGCAAACCUUAUGAGGCUGCUCCUCUGACCAUGAAUCCAAAAUGUGAUAUCUGGGCGGGAUUGAAAGGGAUCAAAACAUCAGAUGGCUACACAGACUCGAUGUUUGAAACACAGGGAUUGAGGGAUCCCAUCCAAAUCAUGGAAAAACACAAGCACCUUGUGGCGAUGGACUGUCUCGUUACUCGCUCUUGGAUGUGUCUGUUGGGGCUGGAUAACUUGUUCAACUAUGCAUCAAUCAUCCCUCUUGAUGUCUUGGACACACUUCAACACCUCCAGUUUAGUCUGACUUCCGGGGAGAACUAUAAAUAUGAGGCUGUGAAGGACUUGUUGUCACGGCUCGUCAGCAGAGUUAAGGAACAACAGCACAGCCAUGACGACAGAUAUGGAGACUUUUGCCUUAAAGCAGCUGUGAGCCUUCUGGAGACCAUUUGUAAGAAUAUGAAAAGUAAUUUGAACCAUGAGAUUCAUUUGGUUUGCCUGGAUCUUGUCAGUCUGAUUGCAGAAACGGCCUUCCAUCUCCAGACAAAGGAAGUGACAAAUAUCCUUUUGGAAAACACGCGCAAAGAGGAGUUAAAGGAGACCAUGGCCAUCAUAAAGGAAUGGCUGCGAAUCACAUUCAAGAACAAAUUGGUUAAAGAUCUCAAUAACAUUGAUUUUGCAUACAUGUAUGAGACUAAGGUCUGGAACAAGCUGAUCUCACUUAAAAUUGGUUCAGAAGAAUUCACCCAAUAUUGGAGAAAAACAUUCUUGAAUGAUUUUGAAGGAAAACUCAAACAGGAAACAUCCAUGCAUCAAAUUGAAAUAUAUAUCAAUAAGAUUGAGGAAGUGAGCAGGACGCUGCCAUUCUUGGAGAACUCAUUGGAGAAAUGCGCUUUGGAAGCAGUCACAGUCAUUUGUCAGGGGAUCUCUCAGGAGGCUCUCUUUGAACGGUUGAAAAAACUUGACUUUAGCAAGUUUGAGAGGCUAAUAUCUACUAUUGUGAUGAAGUCCUGGCCCAAGACUGGCGAUGGAGAAUACCUGGAAGGGGAGGACUGUGUAGUGGACCAUCUUCUCAACUGGUCCAUGGCCAAAAGUGUCUUUCAAGUCCAAGGUGAAAAUCUGAAAAUGAUUGACCAUUUGUCAGACGAUGCUAAAGAGCGGAUGGUUGUGGCAAGCUCUGCGUUCAGUUCUGUCUCAGAUAAAGUCAUCAACGGCAACAUCCAGAUGAAGACUCUCAGUAAAGUCCUCUCAAGGAGAACAACAUUCAUUGAGCUUUUGAAGAUAGAUGGCCUGUGUGAAGAUGGUCGUUGUAAGGACGACACCACUAUGAACAGAUUACUGAGAUUUAGAGAAGAAGAAAUGGAGAAUGUGAACAGUUACAAGAAGAUGAUUGAAGGCCUAGUUAUAAUUUGUCUCCGACUCCAGGAGCAUCUGAAAGUCGAUGUGAAAGAGCUGGAGCUCAAAAACCAAAAGAACAUAGAUCAGAUGACGCUGGAUGAAUUCAUGGAAGUUCACAGACUUGACGGGCACACCUCUGACGUAACUGGGGAGGUUACAUACUUUAACCUCUGUAAUGCCACCAGGCAGAUGGCAUUUAAACUAAACGCUGUCAGGGAAAGCUUAAUUUUUGCUAUGUGCUUGGAGUAUCAAGCCAAAGAACUUUCCCACAAACAUAUUGACACUGACGAGAUUGAGGUGUACACUCUUGAUGUGAUCCACAGCAAAAUAUUCCAGGGUUGCUAUGAUAAUUACAAGAGGAUCUAUGAGAGUUUGAAAUCUGGCACUUUAUCAUUGGAGGAUGUGGAUAGCAUCUUUGAAGUCUACAAAGAUAAGUACGAUGAGAUGCAAAAUGAUCUGGAGAUCAUGUGCAGAAUCAACUUGUCUGAUGAUCGAAGAUGGAUCAGGAGGCGAAUCAAGCAGAUCCAACAGUACCAUGACCUUCAUCAAGCAAUGGAUUCAGCCAAGGUCAUUAUGGAUGUCAGAGAGACAAUCUGUCCUCAAGGGGACUUCAAAGUGCUACAGAGUUUGCUGGAUGUGAGUAAUGCAGACUUUAAGGAGAAGAGUCUGAAUCACAUUGAUGACAAUUUGAUGGAGACUAAAAAGGUUCUUGAGGACAUCACAGAACCUCGCAGACUGUGUCUUCAGGAGCUUGGCCUUUGGGGGAACUUUGUCAAAUGGGUCAAAGAAGCUCUUGAAGAUAUCAAUGAGCUGAAGGUGUUUGUCGACCUGGCCUCCAUCUCUGCUGGAGAGAACGACUUGGAUGUGGACCGUGUAGCCUGUUUCCAUGACGCUGUUCUUGGUUACUCCUCGAUGCUGUAUGGGUUACCCCAAAAUGCUGACUUUAAUGCCUUCAAGGAGGCUUUGACAAAACUAUGGAAGGCACUUGGAAGUGACAGCAACAUACCAAAUAAGCUGCGGGAUACUGCACGCCAUUUGGACUGGUUGAAAACUGUGAAGAACAGCCAUGGGUCUGUGGAACUCUCUUCACUUUCUCUGGCCACGUCCAUCAACACAAGAGGCAUCUAUGUUAUUGGUGCACAUAACCAGAAGAAGCUGAGUUUAGACACUGCCCUGAAGCUACAGGUUCCGGGGGAGCAAAGCCAGAGUGAGGUGGAUCACUUUACUGAGGUUUUUGACAGUGUCCAGAGGCUAGCUGUAGCAUUUGUAGAUCUUUAUGCUGCUGGGAACCCACUUUUUAGGGUUUGGGAGGCCAAGAUUCACUGCAAUAUGGAAAGUGACACUGGUGUCACAAUGGACUUCAACCUUGGCAACAUCCUACGAAAGAUCAUGGUGGAGGGCAAUGCAGUCAAACAGCUUACAGACCUGUGCAGGAAGAUAGAGAUGUGUUUGGAUGACUGGAAUAGAUUCAUGGACAAACAGAGAUAUCAGCACUAUUACCUCAACUAUUACACAGCAGAGCAGAUAGUCUACCUUUGUAAUGUUUUGACCGAAAAUAAUCUGAACAAUAAAUUGGAGGAAAGCGUCUUGAUGAUGCUCUCUUUCAUCAAACCUGACUGCUCUGUGUCAGAAGUGUGGGAGUCAUGGAUGACUUUUCAGAACCACACCAUGAAUACAGCUGGGCAAGAGGAAGACACAAGUUGUCAGACUUUUAUUAACCUUCAAAGUGACAUGGAAAACUUAGAUUCCUCUUUUGCAGGAGACAGCAAAUGUACCAUUGAUGUUCUACAGAGUGUUGUAGACCAGGCUGUUGGUUUGCGAAAACUGGAUCUGGUCUGGGAUGCCUACAUGAAAGACAUGAGGAACAUUAUCCAGUACUCUUUAGACAUCAGAAGCCUAGGCAGUCUGCUAGAGGUGUUAGCCAACAAACAAAACCAGGAACAAGAGGAGGAAGAGGAGCUUUUAGAAACAAGUGAGAAUACAGUCAGUAGAAAGCUCCCGAAAGGCUUCUUCACUGGGCAACCUAAUCUCAUUAUCUGCCCACAAGAUAAAAUCUUGACUGUAAGCGUCUGUUUAUAUAUGACCAGUGAUGAUGAGCAGCUGCCGACUUACGAUGAAGUUCUCCUGUGUACCCCUGCCACGUCAUAUGAGCAAGUGGAGCUUUUCUUCAGACGAUGUCUCACACCGGGCUACAUGGGUGAGAAGAUCUAUGCCUUGCUCUUCGCAGACCAGUUGAGCUAUGAGGUGAGCUAUGCAGUGGAGAAGUUCUUUCAGAAACUGAGUUCAUGCUUUCGGAGCAACUAUAGGCUGGUGAUCAUCUGCAGCGCAGAAAGAGAGCACAACUACAUUCCCUCUGCCUUCAGUCACUUCAAACGGGACAUUGUCCCUCAGGAGUCUCCUGGACGGAUACAGAAAUACCUGUCCCGGCACUACACUGUCCCCUCACACCAGGCCAGUGCUGCAUCUGUGUUCAAAGGUAGACACUUUGUUGGGAUUGUGUCUUCCAAGAGGGCUGGAGUUGGAAAAUCUCUGUACAUACAAAGGUUGUAUGAUAAACUGGAGGGAACCAUGAGAAUAGGAACCACAUUCCACAAAUGCAUUCGCUUAAUUGAGCCCAAGGUUGAUGAGCAUAUCAUUCUUCGGUCCUUGUUUGACACACCAGAGAAGAAGGAACACAAAGUCUUUCAUUUUGAUGUCACAUCCUCAGUACAGAAAGGACUGCAUGAAUUUCUGUUCAAACUGUUCUUCCUGCGUUACCUGGCCGAUUCGGAUGGGCUAAUGUGGAAAUGCAGCAGCAAGGACUUGUAUGUCAUCGAGACACUACAAUCCACACAUGAACUGCCCAGAUCUGCCUCAAGACCUGAUCCGAUGGGACACGUUCCUCUCUUUGAGGUCUUUCCAAAGGUCUUCUGCCGUCCCCCAAAAGAGGUUAUGUGGUUGGAAAUGAGAAAUAGAGAUGAUCCUGAGCUGAAAAGUGAAGACCCACUCAUGGAUGACCAGUGUUUUAGGAGUGAGGCCUUUCAAAGACCAUACCAGUAUUUAACACGGUUCCAUAGGGGUGAGAAUCUUGACAGCUUCACCUACCAAAGAGUUGAAGGAACUCAUGCAGAGUGCCUUCAAAUGCUCUUCAUCUACUGUGGCAUAAGUGAUCCGUCCUGGGCAGAGCUGAGGAACUUUGCCUGGUUCCUCAAUCUUCAGUUGCUGGACUGUGAGACAUCGGCCUUCUGCAACUUUCAGUUCAUUGGAGACACUCUUAGGGGAUUCAGAAACUUUGUGGUUGACUUCAUGAUCUUGAUGGCCAAGGACUUUGCCACUCCAUCUCUCUGCAUCACUGACCAGAGCCAUGGGAGGCAGCAGAUGGACCUCAAUGGACUCAACGAAAGGGAUCUAGCCCCGUUCCUCAUUCGAAAGAGAUGGGAAUCAGAACCGCAUCCAUAUAUCUUCUUCAAUGAUGACCAUGCAUCCAUGACCUUCAUUGGAUUUCACCUACGGGAGAACAAGAAGAAUGGGGUUGAUGCCAUUAAUCCAUCAACAAAUGUGGUGAUCAAGAGAAACAUUAUGACCAAAGAUCUGUACAAUGGCCUCAGACGUCAAAGAGUUCCAUUUAACAUUGACUUUGACCAACUUUCUCGGGCAGAUAAGAUUGUGCGUCUAUGUAGCGUGCUGGGGAUCAAGUGGCCAACAGACCCUGAUGAAACAUAUGAACUCACCACCGACAACAUACUGAAGAUGAUGGCAAUUCAUAUGAGGUUCAGAUGUGGCAUUCCAGUCAUCAUAAUGGGGGAGACUGGUUGUGGGAAGACACGACUCAUCAAGUUCCUGUGUGAGUUGAGAAGGAGUGGAGCGCCCACCGAGAACAUGAAACUGGUCAAAGUUCACGGAGGAACUACAUCUGACAUGAUCUACACCAAAGUGCACGAGGCAGAGGCUGUUGCGGUUGCCAAUAAGGAGAAACAUGGUUUUGGUUCUGUUCUUUUCCUUGAUGAAGCUAAUACCACGGAAGCUAUAAGCAGCAUUAAGGAGAUCCUGUGUGACAACACUGUGCAAGGACAACAACUUGGCUACCAAACUGGACUGCAGAUCAUUGCUGCAUGCAACCCUUACAGGAAACACACAGAUGAGAUGAUCAAGAGGCUGGAGAAAGCUGGUUUGGGUUACAGGGUUCGAGCUGAUGAGACUGAGGAAAGACUUGGAUCAAUCCCUCUUCGGCAGCUGGUGUAUAGGGUCCAAGUUCUGCCCCCGAGCAUGAUUCCUCUGGUGUGGGACUUUGGACAACUCAAUGACCACACAGAGAAAAUGUACAUCCAGCAGAUUGUGCAGAGAGUUGUGGGAAAAAAUUCAAUCAAACGAGUAUCCAUCAAGUUGAUCACUGAUGUACUGUCGUCAUCGCAGAGAUUUAUGCGACAGAGGAAAGACGAAUGCAGCUUUGUCAGUCUCAGGGAUGUGGAGCGCUGCAUGCAAGUUUUUGUGUGGUUCUACAAGAACCACUCAAUGUUUUCUGAAGAGUUAAGGGCGCUCUUCCAGAAACAAUCCCGGGGGGAGAGGAACAGGUGUGGACAGGUACCCCCACCUGCUAGUGAUCCAGUUGAUUGGUCGCUGUUGAUGGCUGUUGGUGUGUGUUAUCAAGCCUGUUUAGAGACAAAAGGUGAGUACCAGAAAGAAAUCUGCAAAUUCUUUCCCCGUGUCCUCCCCCAAAAAAUGAAGCAGGAAAUCUCACUCAUGCAGGAUCUUCUCCUAAGUGGGGUCCCAAUGGGAGAGACAAUAGCAAGAAACAAGGCUUUGAAAGAGAAUGUCUUCAUGAUGGUGAUCUGCAUUGAGCUACGAAUCCCCCUGUUUUUGGUUGGCAAGCCUGGGAGCUCCAAAUCUCUGUCCAAAACUCUGGUUGCAGAUGCCAUGCAGGGCCAAGCUGCACAUUCCGAGCUGUACAAAAGGCUGAAACAGGUUCACCUGGUGUCCUUCCAGUGCAGCCCUCACUCCACGCCAGAGGGAAUCAUCAACACAUUCAAGCAAUGUGCCCGUUUCCAAGAGAGCAAGAAUUUGGAGGAGUACAUCUCUGUUGUUGUGCUAGAUGAGAUCGGAUUAGCAGAAGACUCCCCCAAAAUGCCUCUGAAAACACUGCACCCCUUACUGGAGGAAGGCUGCAUUGAUGACGAGCCAUUGCCCCAUAAGAGGGUUGGAUUCAUUGGUAUCUCCAAUUGGGCCUUGGACCCUGCUAAGAUGAACAGAGGCCUCUUUGUGUCCCGUGGUGACCCAGACCAGAAUGAGCUAUUCGAAAGUGCGAAAGGCAUAUGCUCAUCUGACAAGAUGAUUCUGGAGAAGGUUAAGCACCUCUUCAAACCCUUUGCCAAAGCAUAUAUGAAGACUUGCAAGAAAGGCAAAGGGUUUUUCGGCUUACGUGAUUACUACAGUCUGGUCAAGAUGAUGUUUGCCAUCACCAAGAUCUCUAAGCAGAGCCCUGGUGUGAACCAAAUCAUUGAAGCAGUCCUGAGGAACUUCAGUGGAAGGGAUGAUGUGGAUGCGGUGUAUAUAUUCACCAAACAGCUGUGGGGCAAAUCGAAUAAACCUGAUUUGGAUGGGAUCAGCACUAUUGAUCUGGUGAAACAAAACAUAAUUCCAGUUUGCCAAGACGAGGAGUGCCGAUACCUUCUUGUCCUCACCAAAAACUAUGCCGCCCUCCAGAUUCUCCAGCAGACAUUCUUCUCAGACCAGAGCCAUCCAGAGAUCAUCUUUGGUUCCAGCUUCCCAAAGGAUCAAGAGUACACACAGAUCUGCAGAAAUAUCAACAGAGUGAAGAUCUGCAUGGAAACUGGCCAGACUGUUGUGCUUCUGAACCUUCAGAAUCUGUACGAAAGUCUCUAUGACGCUCUCAACCAAUACUAUGUUUCACUUGGGGGUCAGAAGUAUGUCGAUCUUGGAUUGGGAACCCAUCGUGUGAAGUGCAGAGUUCACAAACAUUUCAGGCUUAUUGUCAUUGAAGAGAAGGAGGUGGUCUACACACAGUUCCCGAUUCCCUUGAUAAACAGACUGGAGAAGCACUACCUGGACAUCAACACUGUCCUCAAGAAUGAAGGGAAGGAGAUUGCCAAACAACUUCAGGAAUGGGUCAAAGUGUUUGUCUCUUUGAAAAGCCAGCAAUCCAAGACAAACAGAUAUCUUCCAACUGAUGUCUUCAUUGGCUACCACUCAGACACAUGCUCCUCUGUAGUCCUUCUGGUUAAAGAGAAGAUGAAAGAUGAAUCUGACAUUUCUGACCCUCAAAGAAGAGUCCUGGAUGAAGCCAAGUUCAUCAUGCUGAACUGUGCCACUCCAGAUUCUGUCAUUCGUCUGGAUGGGACCAAAUUGUCUGAUGUUGAGACAGAGAAACUUACACAAAUAUAUUUUGAUGAGCAGAAGCACAAAUCCCUGGCUGACUUCAUUGCAUCUCACACACGGCUGGAGGAAUGGUGCCAUGCCCACUUUACAGAGGUCACAACGUUUUCCCGGCAAUUGACAGCAGGAGAUAUAAAACAGCUCCAGAAUAUCACAGAGCUUUGCGACAUCAAGCUGCUCUCACUGCAACAGUUUGACACAGAGCACUCAUUCCUCAAAGAAAUCAGACAAUUUCUUGACUCUACCUCUGCCGACAAAGUCCUCAUCAUCCAAACUGACUAUGAUGGGGCUUCCCAGAGCAUGAACAUUCUUGCAUCUGCCAAGUAUUCAUCCAUAAAUGAAAUCAACAAACCAAAAGCUAAUGGUGGCAAUGGAAGGGUGUUUGUGUACUUUGUUACCAAACUGCCUCGAAUUGAAGGUGGAACCUCCUAUGUUGGAUUCCAUGGAGGACCCUGGAAAUCAGUUCACAUUGAUGACCUUAGAAGAUCCAAAGAGUUUGUAUCAGAUGUCCAGUUCUUGAGAAACAUACCCAUCAGCCAGCUGUUUGAGGAAAUCAAAGAGCCCUGUUAUGCAAUGCAAACCGAUACAGACACAGACUUCCAACCACCUGCACCAGAGCACUCUGCUGUGUUUGAAGUCACAGAUCUAGUGCGAAGCUGUGUGCAGAGUGCAGUAAGCAUGCUCAGAGAUCAGGAGGACAGUGGAGCUCUCAGCACCAGGAGGGUGGAGAUCCUGCUUACACUUAUGGAAGAUAGUGAGGACCUGAAAGCUGUGUUCCUGAAAACCCUGAGGAGCCGCCUUCACUCUCUUCUGGAGAACCACGAGAGAAACAUCCCCUCUCCCAAGUACUGGGUGUUAACAGAGGCAUCCAACAUCAACGCUCUUCAAGAGGGGGGAACUUUCACACAAACUCUGUGGAAGAAAAUCCAAGCAGUGGUCACACCCGUUUUGGCUCAGUUGGUCUCAGUUAUCGACAGGGACUGUAAUCUGGACCUCCUCCUAGACGUCAACUGUGGGGAAGAAGUCAAGAAACUGUGGCUGGAGAUAUUCGGCAACAACGAGAUGCUUGAUAUUCCUCUUGUCAAAGUGGAUUCCAAUUCUGAGUCUAAGACCAUUCUGGUACAGAGCCAUAUCACAGCUGAGAGGACCAUGCGCUCCAGUAUGCCCUUCAGCUGGAGGAUCAGAGAUAUCCUGGAUGAACUAAUGAUGCAAACUCAGCAGUACGAAAGACACAGUCCGAGGCAGUUCGAGGAAUUCUUUCCGAAAAUCCCCCUUGGUCAGUACAUGGCUACGAUGGAUGAAAAAAUGCAGAGGGAAUUUUUUCAAAGGUACCUGCAGGAUUUCAUUGCCAUGACGAUGAAAGUGUCUUCAGCGGGGGAGUUAAAGCUUCUGUGUGACGCCCUGAACAGCUGUGUGAAUGAGCUCCGGAGGCGACGAAAAGCUCCAAGUGAAGAGAUUCCAUCCAUACCCCUGAUCCACUCGGCCUACCACAUGUACCGCACCCGCCUUCAGAACCUGUCCAGGAUGAUGUCCCUGCAGCCACAGGUGGCCCUUCACUUGCAGCGAAACCCACAAGUGAAGGAUAGCCCAGUGAUGGUUCUGGACAUGUACGCAGCAGUUGCCUGUGUUGAGCAGCUGGGGCCUCCUGCGUUGGACUCUAAUACCCAGUGCCAAGACUGGCUGACGCAGGUGAAAAGACUGCAGGGGUCUAUGGAGCUGGUCUGCUCCCAAGGAAGCCUGAGGCAGUAUGGAGAGAGGAGCCAGGAAAUGUUGAACUAUAUCCGUAAUAAUUGGAACCACAUCUGCAUCCUCUCUCUGUUUGUGGAACACAUGCUGCUCGGCUUUGAGUUUGAGGAGAGGGAGCUCAAGCCUCUGGUCCUUGAUCACACUCGUACCUUAGGCAAAAUUCUGUCAAAACAUUCAGACGUCAAAUCUGAGGAACCCUUUGCAGCCGUCAUUAAAAUACUGAAGUCAUGCAAGAAAGGAGCAAGUGAUCUUAUUUGCAAGUUUGAUCUCCAGUGCCCUGUGUGUAUGGGGGAACCAGAGAACCCCGUGGACCUGCCCUGUCACCAUAUAUUCUGUCUGACCUGUGUCAGAAGACGUGUCAACGUGGGCCAGAUGUACUGCCCCAUGUGCAAACAGGAACUCCCAGAUGACUUUGAGGUGAAAGUGUCUGAAGACGUACGAGCUUCCAUCACCCUAAAUGGCCAGUUCAGACGGAGUUGCAGUGCGUUUUUCAUAAACCUCGUCACUACUGUGUGCUUCAAGGACAACAUCCCCCCAUCAAAGGGUGUCAUUCUGCAGCUGUUGUCCUUCCUCAUGGUCGAGACAGACCCGAUUCCACUCAUCAGAGCACACAGUCAAAUACACACCAAAGAUUUCUCACCAUUCGAUGAGUCUCUGGACAAAAAUCCUGUGGUGAGAUCAGUGAUACUCAAACUCCUGCUCAAGUACAGCUUUGAUGAAGUCAAGGAAUAUCUGCAGCAGCAUUUGACAUCGAUAGAAGAGAGCAACAUUGUCGAUGCAGAAGAUAAAAACGAACUGUAUGCGUUGUACAUUAACUGCCUUGAGGACUCAUUGUUGGAAAGAAUGCCACAAGAAAACACCUGCCUUCAGGAAGAGACUGAGUUCUUGCAUCACUUCCUGGACUCUGUCACUGACUCGGCUGAGACGGUCACAAUAGAGUACCUGCAGCAGAUCGCUAGGGUCCGCCUGUGCCUGGGCAAGGCUGCACACCUUCUCCAUAGCAUGCUGUCUGGGGUAUGUGCAAGUCCUCAGGAUGUGGUUGAGGAGUUUCUUCGUGCUGUUAGGAACCUGUGUGAGAGGAGUGUGAACGACUGGUACCGGGUCUACCUGAUCCGCAACAUCAGCAGACAGCAGGGUGUAGAGUGUGUCCAGGGGAUGCUGAAGGAAGCCGAGUACAGGUGGCUUUUCCCUGAAGAGAUACAUCAACAGAAUGAAGAUGGUGGGCAGAUGGACCAGUAUCUGGUCUAUGGAGAGCAAUACCUGGCUGUACAGGAUGCUGUUGCCAAAGCAGUAUUAGAGGGCACUGUGGGGGACAUAGAGAAGAAGUGUGAGAGAUGUACUGCACCUCCAAAGAGGCGGACCUUGUAUAUCCUGCUGGCUCUUUUCAGAGAAGUCACCAGUCUGUACCGAGCAGCCAACACAGGCCUCCACCCCAGCCCUAAGAAAUGCCAAGAACUUGAGUACUUCAUCCAGGGUUCAAGGUACCUAGAUCCCAAGCCAGUGAGGGACUUUGCCAUGGCAUUGGUGCAGAACAGGAUGGGAGAACUGAAUGUCCAUAAUGGCCGUACCGGUGCAGAGCACGUCCUUAUAGAGCUGGCUGUCCACCUGGCCGCUGUGCUGCUCACUGGGACAGAAGGGGUGCUUACACCUCUUCAGCAGCUUGGCCUGACUCCUAACAACAUGCGGAGAGCCUUCAUACCCACGAUGCCUGAAGACAUGCUGGCUAUGGCCCAAAGGGUUUUAACACAGACUGGAGGCCUUCAAGCACUCACCUGGUAUUCCUGUCCUGAAGGACACCCUUGUGCUGUUGGUGAGUGUGGUCGCCCCACCCAGCUGGCACGCUGUCUAGAGUGUGGGGCGGUAGUUGGAGGGAAGAACCAUGCUCCUGUGAGAGGUUUCAGUGCUAUGGGACUGCAGCGGGGAGAUCUGACAAGGACUGGUCACAUCCUAGGAAAUCCUCAGAGGAGGGACAACCCAGACUCCCAGGACACCAAAAACAUGUCCCUCACCCCCUUCACCCUCGUCAGGCUGCUCACCCAUCUAGCCAUGCUGCUAGGGGCCUCAGAGCACCCACAGUCCGUCCAGCAGAUCAUCCAGCCCUCAGUUGCUGACCCCUGUGGAUUUCUGAUCCUUCACCUGCUAAAGGAUAUGGAUCAUGUGACCAAAGCCCUGGGGAAGGGAACAGAUGGCACGGUCACCACCAUCCACCUGAUAAUCAGAUCCAUCCUGGAGUCACCACAGACCAAUCCAUGGAUGGCUAGCUAUGAUUCCCAACUGUCAACUAAAGAGGCCAGAAAUACCUGGGAGACAACCGUUGCUACUGACAUCAUCACUCCUCAGUUGAAGCAUCUUGACCAGCGGCUGAGAGAGGUGAAUGCCACAAUCAGAAAUGACUCGCGUGUCUCCUCUAACUUCAUCAUGAGGGUGACAUUCGGGGAUGAGUGUCCGUUGUCCUUGCUACCUCGGGGCUCCCAGGUCCACUGUUCAGGAGUGUGGAGCAGCAGAGAGAGGGUGUCCCUACUCAGCCUCACCCACAUCGUAGAGCAGAACGACGGAAAGGACAAGCUCCCUCUACUAUGGAGGUUCCUACAGAAGGAGGCAGAGUUCCGGCUGGUAAGGUUCCUUCCAGAUAUCCUGGCCCUGCAGAAGAGUCUGGUGAAAAGGUUCCAGAGGUCAUCAGAUUUGAUGAAUGACUCCAUUAGAGAGUUCAUCCAGAAACAGUCAGCACCGAUGAGAGUGUGUUAUGAGAAACGAAUCCAGAUCUUCCUGAAUACAUGGAACUUGCUCAGAUUGUCAGUAGCCACCAGUGAAAUAAAGAUCCCAGAAGAGUUCUGUAAGGAGAAUUUGGACCAGGACAGUGACCUCCAAUACCUCCUGCCACGGCGCCAGGGUCCAGGCCUGUGUUCCACCGCUCUGCUCAGUCACCUGGUGGCCCUGCACAAUGAGCUGCUUCACGCUGUGGACCGCCACACUGGGGAAGACACCAGCUACAAGGUGAGUCUGUCAGAGCUGACAGAUCUGCAUGUGAUCCGCUAUGAAGUGGAGAAGGACCUGCUGCCCCUGGUGCUGUCAAACUGCCAGUACAGCCUGGAGCGUGGCAAGGAGACCCUGUCUGAGUACGACCUUCCCAAGAUCCAGCAGCAGGUCCUAACCCGCUUCCUGCAGGGCAAACCCCUCAUCACACUAACUGGAAUCCCCAUUUUGGUCACCAGACAUGAAAGAGAUUACGAAAGCAUUUUGAAAACAGUGAAAGGAAAAGUGCCUCAGGAGCGUCUGCCAUCCCUGACCCUCACAGCCCUGUCCAGGGAUCUGGAGUCGUACAGUGAGGUGUGUGAUGCCCUGAAGGCUAUGGAGCUGGCUCUGGGCUUCCUGUCCAUGACUGGGGGAGACACCCACAUGCCCUUGGUGCGUUACCUGGAGGACACACUCAGGAUGAGCGAGCAGACCGAACCACACUUCUUAAAGGCUCUGGGCAGAUGCAGUCUGAAGCACUGUGUGGCUCUGUGGCAGCUCCUCUCUUCCCUCAAAUCAGAGAACAUGCUGAAGAGUCUGAAGAGGGACCCAUUCUCUGGGGUCUCGGCUGAGUACCAGAAGCACCUGGAGGAGGAGCAGAAGAAGCUGCUCCAAGGUUUCAUCACCGUGGGGAACAUCAACACCUGGCUGCUGGAGAUGCACGAGUUCCUCCUGCUGAACCUGGGGAGCCCUCGUGCCUCGGAUACCUAUGGACCACACUGGAGUGUCAAAGAGACUUUGGCUGCAUACAUGGACCACAAAGAAGUACAAGUCCCUCCUGACGUGGAGGCUUCCUUCCCCGACGAGAUACUCCUCUCACAGAUUGUGGAGACCUGGAAAUUUACUGUGACUUACAAACAAGAAUGGAUGAUGUAAUCGAUUCCACCUGAACGUGAUUUGUAAAGGACUACACUAGAUCACCGGGGAAAUGUUAGAAUAGAACACAAGUGCUUCUGAUUGUAUGCUGUAUAGAUGUAUGUGCUUUCUCCAGUGAUCUCACAGUAUGUGCCACACUGACACACCAUACUUAGAUACUAAGAGGAUUUAGACCUGGUAUGUGGGGAAUCUUGCCUUUCUCCUUACAAAACCUGCCUUGAAUGCAACAUUUUCUCAGGAAAACAUUCCAAAUAUCAUUUUUUGCUCAGACUAUGGGGUUGGUUCAAUCCGUAUCGCUGAUGUUCAGGGCAAUAGCGCAAUUGAAUAUUAAAGGCAUUGUUACUGCGUUCACAGAGACAGCAUUCAUGUUAAACGCUGCAUAUGUCGGCUCAAUUGGAAAUGACCUUUACAUUUUAAGCGCGCCAUAGUGGUGGACUUCGGGUAAAUGGAUUGAAUCAAGCCUUAUUUAAACCAAACUGUGUUUACAGAAUGUUUUAUGCAAUCAUUUUUGUUACUAGAUGUUUAUUUUGUGGGAAAUAUUUUUGACAUUAUUUAAGAGACAAACUCCAGUGCAGUUUUUAUGUUUACCACAUGUUUAUGUUAUGCUCUUCUCUUUUACACAUUGUACUUUUAAAUGGGUUUAUAUUUUGGGAGAAUAUUGGUGGUUGGUGUUAUUUUAAAGUUAAUAUUUCCAAACAUUGAGUUCAGAUCAGUGCAAUAAGCAUCCGCUUGAGGGUGCUAUUGGCCCACAUUUUGUAAUUUACAGUCCUGAAGAUCUAAAAUCAAGUUUGUUAAAUACAUGACCUAAUAAUUUUAUCUGCCUGGUUUUAAUGUAUUCUGGUUGAAUAUGACUACAUUAUCUUCUUCCAUUUGUUUGAAAAAACGUGUCCAAAUCAUGGCAUCUUGAAAUAAAAGGGCUGGUGCUGUCAAGAGGGAUGUUUGUCACGUCUUUGCUGGUCAUAUACGCUAAAUGUACAGGCCUAGAUAAUACCCUCAUUUCACUAACUUGCCAUUGCCAAUGGGUCAUAUUUAAUUUAUUUGAAGGUUUGCUUAGAUAGCCUAUAACCUAUUUAAGCAGACCUUCAAAUUGUUGCCUAAGAUUUUAAUUAAUAAACUGUUAAUACAUGAUUACA